CUCAGUCAUAUGCAUGUUACUUGUCAUUCCCAGAGGACAAUUUAUAAUGUCUACUAUUUCUGGUAUGCCGCUUUUCUUUCUUUGUUGCUUGUAUCUAAUAAUAGUAAUAUGUGAAGCCAGCUUCGGACCAAGUUAUGAAUACUCCAAAUACUGUAAUAACAGUAAUGGAAACUACACAGCCAAUAGCAUCUACCAAACCAACCUCAAUACCCUCUUAUCCACCCUCACUUCCCACACAGAAAUCGACUAUGGUUUCUACAAUUUCUCGCAUGGCCAAAACUCAGACAAAGUAUACGCAAUAGGGUUAUGCAGAGGAGAUGUUAAGCCAGACGAAUGUCGCAGCUGCCUCAACAAUUCUAGAGUGAGUCUCACACGGUUGUGUCCAAAGCAGUUAGAGGCAAUCAAUUGGGAAGAGAAGUGCAUGUUGCGCUACUCCAACCGCGCAAUUUUUCACACCAUGGAUGCUUCUUUUUCGUAUCAUAUGAACAACGUAAACAAUGCAACGGAUGCGGAAGAGUUCAAUAAAGUGUUGGGUGAGUUACUUAGAAAUCUGAGUGACAAAGCUGCAUCAGGUGACUCUCGUCGCAAGUAUGCCGCGGAUACUGCAGUCUUUGCGAAUCUCCAAACCAUAUACGGUCUUGUGCAGUGUACGCCUGAUUUGUCAAGGCAAGACUGCGGUAAAUGCUUGCAUUGGAGUUUGGCAGAUUUCGGAAAUGUUUUCAAAAACAAAGUUGGUGCUGUAGUGCUUAGACCAAGUUGUAAUGUUAGAUAUGAAAUCUACCCCUUCUACGAUGAACCUACACCAUCAGCAUCGGUACCACUUUCCCUAAAAGGUACUUUUCAUUGUACUACUUGCUUGCAAAUUUGGUGGAAUUGUUUUAAUUACUAAUUCUUUAAAAUAUGA
This is a messenger RNA of Glycine soja, 904 nucleotides long. RefSeq names its product cysteine-rich receptor-like protein kinase 26. NCBI's taxonomy places the organism in Eukaryota, Viridiplantae, Streptophyta, Magnoliopsida, Fabales, Fabaceae. The transcript has a single exon. The coding region runs from base 14 to 889 and encodes 291 amino acids. The record is from RefSeq and is a predicted model, not a curated record.